AUGUCCGGCGGAAUUGCGCGCGGGCGGCUCACGGAGGAACGCAAGGCUUGGAGGAAGAAUCACCCCCAUGGUUUCGUGGCUAAACCAGAGUCGAUGCCUGAUGGGACUGUGAAUUUGAUGGUGUGGCACUGCACCAUCCCUGGUAAGGCUGGGACUGAUUGGGAGGGUGGUUAUUACCCUCUCACGAUGCACUUUAGUGAAGACUACCCUAGCAAACCGCCCAAGUGCAAAUUUCCUCCAAAUUUUUUUCAUCCUAAUGUGUAUCCGUCUGGGACUGUUUGUUUGUCAAUCCUCAAUGAAGACAGUGGGUGGCGCCCGGCUAUAACAGUGAAGCAAAUUCUGGUGGGCAUACAGGAUUUGUUGGACCAGCCUAAUCCUGCUGACCCAGCACAAACAGAGGGGUACCAUCUCUUUAUACAGGAUGCCGUUGAAUACAAGAAGAGGGUUCGGAGCCAGGCCAAGCAGUACCCACCUCUUGUCUGA
Messenger RNA from Striga hermonthica, 483 nucleotides. The record is from the annotation of a GenBank genome assembly. Lineage: Eukaryota; Viridiplantae; Streptophyta; Magnoliopsida; Lamiales; Orobanchaceae.